CCACCUCCUCGGGCAGGAUGGUACAGUCUGCAGAGGGACCCGGGCACGCUGGCUGGGCUCAGCGGCGGCACCAGCUGCCGCACCGCGAUUACGGGGCUGCCCGCCUGGAAACCGUGCCGGAUUUGUGGUGAUUUUCGUAGCCAAGAGCCACCGCCCAUGACCAUGUAGAUACCAGCUCCAGGGAGCAGCAUGGGCCCCACUGAAUGGAGACUCCUGGGUCUACAGCCCUGAGCCCCUCCGGCCCCUGGACGUUGCCCCGUGCCCAGGGACACCCCUUGGAGCUCACCACCGCAGUCGCCAGCCCACCUCGGCCGCCCCCUCCCCCUGGGACCCAAAGUCGGCCACCAGGAGCCACAGUCAUCCAGUGAGGUUGUGCUUAGGACAGCACGCGGAGCCAUCGCCCAGCAGCCUCUUGUCCAGCGCUGACUCUCGGGCCCAACCCAAGCAGGGACUGGAGCAAACAUGGGUGACAUGACCAACAGCGAUUUUUACUCCAAAAACCAAAGAAAUGAGUCAAGCCAUGGGGGCGAGUUCGGGUGCACAAUGGAGGAGCUCCGCUCCCUCAUGGAGCUACGGGGCACCGAGGCUGUGGUCAAGAUCAAGGAGACUUAUGGGGACACUGAAGCCAUCUGCCGGCGCCUCAAAACCUCACCUGUUGAAGGUUUGCCAGGCACCACUCCAGAUCUGGAAAAGAGAAAGCAGAUUUUCGGGCAAAACUUUAUACCUCCAAAGAAGCCAAAAACCUUCCUGCAGCUGGUGUGGGAGGCACUGCAAGACGUGACGCUGAUCAUUCUGGAAAUCGCAGCCAUCAUCUCCCUGGGGCUGUCCUUUUACCACCCACCUGGCGAGAGCAACGAAGGAUGUGCGACGGCCCAGGGUGGGGCAGAGGAUGAAGGGGAGGCAGAGGCCGGCUGGAUUGAGGGGGCGGCCAUCCUCCUCUCGGUCAUUUGUGUGGUCCUGGUCACAGCCUUCAAUGACUGGAGCAAGGAGAAGCAGUUCCGGGGCCUGCAGAGCCGCAUCGAGCAGGAGCAGAAGUUCACCGUGGUUCGGGCUGGCCAGGUGGUCCAGAUCCCUGUGGCCGAGAUUGUUGUUGGGGACAUAGCCCAGGUCAAAUAUGGUGACCUCCUCCCUGCCGAUGGCCUCUUCAUCCAGGGCAAUGACCUCAAGAUUGAUGAAAGCUCCCUGACGGGGGAAUCUGACCAGGUGCGCAAGUCCGUGGACAAGGACCCCAUGUUGCUAUCAGGGACCCACGUGAUGGAGGGCUCUGGACGGAUGGUAGUGACUGCCGUGGGGGUGAAUUCUCAGACCGGCAUCAUCUUCACCCUGCUGGGGGCUGGCGGUGAGGAGGAAGAGAAGAAAGACAAGAAAGGUGUGAAGAAGGGGGAUGGCCUUCAGCUACCAGCGGCCGAUGGGGCAGCAGGUUCAAAUGCUGCAGAUAGUGCAAAUACCAGCCUAGUCAAUGGUAAAAUGCAGGAUGGCAAUGUGGACGCCAGCCAGAGCAAAGCCAAACAGCAGGACGGGGCAGCCGCCAUGGAGAUGCAGCCCCUUAAGAGUGCCGAGGGUGGCGACGCUGAUGACAAAAAAAAGGCCAACAUGCACAAGAAGGAGAAAUCCGUGCUGCAGGGCAAGCUCACCAAGCUGGCUGUGCAGAUCGGCAAGGCAGGUCUGGUGAUGUCAGCCAUCACGGUCAUCAUCCUGGUGCUCUACUUCACCGUGGACACCUUCGUGGUCAACAAGAAGCCAUGGCUACCUGAGUGCACGCCCGUCUACGUGCAGUACUUUGUCAAGUUCUUCAUCAUUGGCGUGACAGUGCUGGUGGUCGCUGUGCCGGAGGGGCUCCCUCUGGCCGUCACCAUCUCACUGGCCUACUCGGUGAAGAAAAUGAUGAAAGACAACAACCUGGUCCGUCACCUGGAUGCCUGUGAGACCAUGGGCAAUGCCACCGCCAUCUGCUCAGACAAGACAGGCACACUGACCACCAAUCGCAUGACAGUCGUGCAGGCCUACGUUGGCGACGUCCACUACAAGGAGAUCCCUGAUCCCAGCUCCAUUAAUGCCAAGACCAUGGAGCUGCUCGUCAACGCCAUUGCCAUCAACAGCGCCUACACCACCAAGAUUCUGCCCCCAGAGAAGGAGGGUGCCUUGCCUCGGCAAGUGGGCAACAAGACGGAGUGCGGCCUGCUGGGCUUCGUGCUGGACCUGAAGCAGGACUACGAGCCCGUGCGCAGCCAGAUGCCAGAGGAGAAACUGUACAAGGUGUACACCUUCAACUCCGUGCGCAAGUCCAUGAGCACAGUCAUCAAGCUGCCUGACGAGAGCUUCCGCAUGUACAGCAAGGGCGCUUCUGAGAUCGUGCUCAAGAAGUGCUGCAAAAUCCUCAACGGGGCAGGGGAGCCCCGCGUCUUCCGGCCCCGCGACCGGGACGAGAUGGUGAAGAAGGUGAUCGAGCCCAUGGCCUGCGAUGGGCUCCGAACCAUCUGUGUGGCCUACCGCGACUUCCCCAGCAGCCCUGAGCCCGACUGGGACAAUGAGAAUGACAUCCUCAAUGACCUAACCUGCAUCUGCGUGGUGGGCAUUGAGGACCCCGUGCGGCCCGAGGUCCCAGAAGCCAUCCGCAAGUGCCAGCGGGCAGGCAUCACCGUCCGCAUGGUCACUGGUGACAAUAUCAACACGGCCCGGGCCAUCGCCAUCAAGUGUGGCAUCAUCCAUCCUGGGGAGGACUUUCUGUGCCUGGAGGGCAAGGAGUUCAACCGGAGGAUCCGCAACGAGAAGGGGGAGAUUGAACAGGAGCGAAUUGACAAGAUCUGGCCAAAGCUCCGGGUGCUGGCUCGCUCCUCCCCCACGGAUAAGCAUACCCUCGUCAAAGGCAUCAUCGAUAGCACACACACUGAGCAGCGCCAGGUGGUGGCUGUGACCGGGGAUGGCACCAACGACGGGCCUGCACUCAAGAAGGCGGACGUGGGCUUCGCCAUGGGCAUCGCAGGCACGGACGUGGCCAAGGAGGCCUCGGACAUCAUCCUAACGGAUGACAACUUCAGCAGCAUCGUCAAGGCUGUGAUGUGGGGCCGCAACGUCUAUGACAGCAUCUCCAAAUUCCUGCAGUUCCAGCUGACGGUCAACGUGGUGGCUGUGAUCGUGGCCUUCACGGGUGCCUGCAUCACGCAGGACUCCCCUCUGAAGGCUGUGCAGAUGCUCUGGGUAAACCUCAUCAUGGACACGUUCGCCUCACUGGCGCUGGCCACUGAACCACCCACUGAGACCCUGCUUCUGAGGAAGCCAUAUGGCCGCAACAAGCCCCUCAUCUCACGGACCAUGAUGAAGAACAUCCUGGGUCAUGCCGUCUACCAGCUCACCCUCAUCUUCACCCUGCUCUUUGUUGGCGAGAAGAUGUUCCAGAUCGACAGCGGGAGGAACGCACCCCUGCACUCGCCACCCUCGGAACACUACACCAUCAUCUUCAACACCUUCGUCAUGAUGCAGCUCUUCAAUGAGAUCAACGCCCGCAAGAUCCACGGCGAGCGCAAUGUCUUCGAUGGCAUCUUCCGGAACCCUAUUUUCUGCACCAUCGUGCUGGGCACCUUUGCCAUCCAGAUAGUGAUCGUGCAGUUUGGGGGGAAGCCAUUCAGCUGCUCUCCACUGCAGCUGGACCAGUGGAUGUGGUGCAUAUUCAUCGGGUUAGGAGAGCUCGUCUGGGGCCAGGUCAUCGCUACCAUCCCGACCAGCAGGCUCAAGUUCCUCAAGGAGGCGGGCAGGCUCACGCAGAAGGAGGAGAUCCCGGAGGAGGAGCUCAAUGAGGACGUGGAGGAGAUAGACCAUGCCGAGAGGGAGCUGCGGCGAGGCCAGAUCCUGUGGUUCCGAGGCCUGAAUCGGAUCCAGACCCAGAUUGAAGUAGUCAAUACUUUCAAGAGCGGGGCCUCCUUUCAGGGAGCCCUGCGGAGACAGUCCUCCGUCACCAGCCAGAGCCAGGACAUUCGCGUCGUGAAGGCGUUCCGUAGCUCUCUCUAUGAAGGUCUAGAAAAGCCUGAGUCUCGAACCUCCAUCCAUAAUUUCAUGGCUCACCCCGAAUUCCGGAUCGAAGAUUCACAGCCCCACAUCCCCCUCAUUGACGACACCGACCUGGAAGAAGAUGCCGCGCUCAAGCAGAACUCGAGCCCUCCGUCAUCGCUCAACAAGAACAACAGCGCCAUCGACAGCGGGAUCAACCUAACGACCGACACAAGCAAAUCAGCUACCUCUUCAAGUCCAGGGAGCCCCAUCCACAGCCUGGAGACGUCGCUUUAGCUGAGGACCCGGCCGCCACCCACCCACCCACCCCCGGGCGCCCCCCCCACCCCAUCCAGGCACCCAGCUCACCCAAGCAGCAAGGAGCAACAACAGGAAACCAAAAACUGGCGAGAAAACCAACAUUUCCACCCAACAGACCCUUUUUCUGGCUGCGAUGCUGUUUGAACUCUUUUACACUUUGAGGCAAGGGGCGGGAUCUCCUGGGGGGGCUUACGGGAGUGAGCGAUUUUCCCAGAACAAGCCCUUCCUGGCUCCCACCCAAACACGGACCAGCCAUGCACCCGCCAGGCCACCACGUCCCCUGCAUGAAUGUACUGUACACUUCCAGUCCUCCCCUGGUUUGGUUUGAGGGGGGGUCAGGGAGGGUUUUUUGUUUGUUUUCUUAGGCGGGAACUGCAAACAGACUCUUUUCUGAGACUACAUCCAAUCCACUGGUCUGUGAGUUUUUGAAAUGCUUGCACAGCAUGGUCUCAGUUGUAUAGGUUAAUUUAACAACUUUUUGAAACUGCAGAGCUUAACUCACCUAGUAAAUUUGCACCAACGGAACCGAAGAACUUCACAGACACUCAUGAGGUUAUAUCCAUUUCUUUGUAUCUAUAUCAACGUAUACUUUUCCAAGACUGUAUACGUCCAUAUAGAUAGGCAUAUAUAUAUGUAUAUAUAUAUAUAUAUACAUAUAUAUAUACACACAUACACACACACACACACACACACACACACACACACGGAUAUAUAAAGUUUUUUUUGCCGGCAUGUUGCCUUGUUUCCGCUUAAAUUGCUCUAUUUUAACUUAUUUAUGUCCUAAAACAAGAAUGUAAUUUGUUUACAAACCUGUAGAUAACGUCUUUGGCUAUUUGUACGGUUGAAGAACACUGGCGGCUGAGAUGUUAUAUAAACAGCUCAGCCCAGCAGACACUUCCCUGGAUUGCAUCCUGAUGUUUUACAAUAGCCAUGCUCUGAUUUUUGCCUGCUGUUUCCACUCAAUUAUGUCACUACCGUGGGAGGCUCAGGCAGAAGCCAAACGCUACCGAGGAGGAGUAGCCAUCCGGAGGGCUUAACACCGUGCUCCGUAGACACAGGGAGAGGAAGAGAGAAGGCUUCCUAGGUUCACAGCACUAACGGCGGGCCCGGCCCGAGGAUGACGGGGUCCGCCCAGCUUUGGUCGAAGACUUUUCUCUCGAUGAAACUCGCUUGAGUUUACUAAGAGCAUUUCAAAAAGAGGUUCUCUUUGGCACUGUCUGGACAGAGGUUGAGGUAGUGUUGCAAUAUUAUAAAUGCUACUGUGUUGAUUUUUUUUUUUUUUUUAGUAAUUUAGAGGUUUAUUUACUUAUAAAUUGCAGCGUAUGAGCUGUUGGCAUACUGGAUGAGGAUCAUUAUGGCUUGCUGCUUUUAUUUUUAUUUUUGAAGAAGAAUAGCCUUUUUCUCUGCACUAUUUAGAUCCGAACGAACCUUAUGAUGUGUAUAUUGAGAUGUAUUCAGUGUGAUUUUUAAACCAAAUUGUCUUCCUGUAGUCGCAAUAUAUACUGUAGCCUUUUGACAGCAAGUCUUGCUUUCCCAGACAGAAAGCCAUUCUGAAACCCUACAGUAUCACAGGUGAGAAAAGGUGGUUAUUUUCCCCCCAAGACAAUAACAGCACUAGUAAUCCCACUUAAUGAGAGCUUAUUUAAUUGUACGUCAGCCUCUUAACUGCUAAGCACUUUGUGGGUAUCAGCUUUUUUCAUAAAAGAACUUUUGUAUUUAAUACAAAGUUUGCUUUGAGACUUUUCAGCAUACGAUCUUUUUCCAUAAACUUGUACAGUGCAAAAGACAUUUUGAAUACCAUGAUCGAUGACGUCCCAUGCUUCGAGGAAAACCAAACACUUUCCACCUCGCUUGCAAAAUUCAUCCCUCAUACUGACCCCUUCCCACGGUUGCUCUGUGUCAUCUCAGCCCUUCCCUUCUCCAGGCCCAGAGAAUUCUUCCACAAACAAGAUGAGAGCCACUCGGGAAAAGAGCCAUAGUCAGCUGGGAGGGCCUACGGCUGGGUGGCUGUGAAGGAACCUGAGGCUUUGGGAUCCCAAGUCAGCCCAUCCCACCUGGCAAAACCUUCCUAGAAGGAGGACCUUCUGUGUGCGAGAACAUCACCUGAAUGUCGUGAAGGAAUCUCUCUGAAUGUACCCAGCAGAGGAAACUGCAUCCCCAAAGGGGUGGCCAGCCCUCAGAUGUGCUUAUUGGAUUCCGAUACAAACGCCGCCAAAAGCCAGCCCGUUGUUCUCCUGCCGAGAAAGUAAAGACCUGCACAUGUGAAAAAACCUGGAGCAACUUUGGAACAUGGUGUUUUUUGUAGUUUCCUUUCUCAAGGUUUUCCAUCUCCCCACCUUCUUGGUUCCAAUCCUGUGUCCAUGACCUCAUUCCCCGACAGCAGGAAAGCUGCGCUUGCCCACCACGCUCCCUGUUCGUUCGGAGCCGGGACACAGGGAAGACAGGAGGGCCUUCUCUGAGCGGAGCCUAGCUUGGGGAACAGGGAGCAGUGGAAGUGACCGAGGACACCCAACCUCAGUGUUGGUCUUUUCUUGUCAGGAAUGAUGGAUGCUUACACACACACACACACACACACACACACACACACACACACACACACACACACAGAGGAAAUGAUUGGUUUGUCAAAACUCACUGUAGUACAUAAAGCUUGCACUCUGCGUCCUAUAUCUAGCAGCAUGGGGUACGUUUGGCAGUUCACCCCAUUAGGGGGUCAAUAAUUUAUGACCAUUCAUCUGUUUUUAUGAAUUUUUUUAUCUAGACAAUAAUUGUAAAUAAAGAACUCACCGUCUCUGUUCAUUUAAUACUAUGCAAUGGUUAUGCUUUCAAUUGCUGACUCUUCUUAUUCCCGCAGCGUGGUUCUGAAAUGUCUGUGGUUUAAAAAAAAAAAAAAGGCAAAAAACCAACAUCAAACAGAACACAGCAAAUAUAUACUCUGUAAUGUAUAUAUAAUUUUUUCCAGUUUGGGACUGCACCAUCCACUUAGCUUCUUCUCUGUCCUCUGGACAAGGGCUCCAGGAGAAGAUAGCAGAUUCAUUCUGAGGUCUAAGCUCAGCUACUUAUCUCCCCUCAACAGAUGAGAGAAGAGCAGGGGGCCCAUUCAGUGACCCCUGGGGCUGGAGAAUUGCCCACCUUUGGAGGUGGGCAGGGAGGAAUAUUUCCUCCCUGCGACUCAGGCAGUGCUUUCCCUAACUCUGAAGCAGCCUCCAUUGCUCCCGCCGACCCCUCACCAUGGCCCCCUCGCCCCCCUGUCCCAAUCAGAACACAGAGUAGACAAGAGGGAGGGUGCCCUGCUUUUGAGACCAGACCACUGAAAAUGGCGGUACUGGGCCAAGGACUCUGGACCCGUCUCAUCCUGGGUAGCCUACUUAUUGAAUAGCUGCUCUUUUCCCAACCAUGCUGAAAUGCCACCUGUACCACAUACUGAUAGCUUAUAUAGAUUUGGGUCUAUUUCUGGAAUUUCUCUUCUGUUCCCAUAUCUGGGUGUCUCAUCUGGCACCAGCCAUACAAUUCUAAUUACUGUUGCUUUAUAUAAUGUUUUAUCAUGUGGAGGAGGGUGAAGUCCCUCCUUUUCUUUUUUUAACAAAAUGUCCUGGUUAUUGUCUCACAGCUAUUCUUUUAAGUAAACUUUAAAAUGUUGCCACGUCUUCCACCCCUACCCUUCCCCCACCCAAGGGCCCUGUCAUUCUAUAUGCAAAGGGCUUCCUUUCUGCCAUUGUAAGUACUGUUCACUCAGGGUCACUAGAUAGAGUGUCCCGUAAGAAGAAACAAAAAGAGCAUCCUAAAUUUGGGCGGAAGCCAGAAGUUCCUCCCACCAUCUCACCUGUACCCUAAGCAAGGGUGUCACCAGGAGAGGCCACCAAGCUCCCCACCCCAAUCUCAGUUUGGGACCCAAAGUCACCCACCUUGGUUAUGCUGGGGUGGACCCUCCAUCUGCCCCAGUCCAGAAGAGGAAUAGGGCUCUCUCCCACACCCGGAGCUACCAGAUUUGCGUGGCCCAGUUGUUUUUAUUUCUAGUUCUCCUCAUGAAGAAAUCUUUAUUCCUGUCUCCCUUUCCGGAACUGCCUUUUUUUUUUUUUUUUUUUUUUUUGGCAGGGGUGGAAGGGGUCACUUCUUGUUCUUUAUUCAAAGUUUUUUCAGCGGUUGUGUGAUAGGCCCUUUGGGAUGCAGCAAUUUCUUUCCUGGACCUUCACACCACCCUAACCCCCCCUACCCAUUCGUGCUCUACUUAUGGGAGGCUGUCAGCUGGGUGUACUGUGACAUGCCUCCCACCCUAAACUCCCUCCAUAGUGUCUGAGAUCCCAUUAGAAGAUGGGAGGGGUGCGUUUCUUGAAGGCUCUGGGUGUUCCAGAGCCAAGGCCUAUCAAACAACAGCAGAAAAUCCCCAGCCAGGUCUUUUCCAAGUUCUAAAGCAAGCUCUCCUGUUGUGAUGUAGAGAUCCUACUCAACCAAGUAGAGGGAAGGGGAUCCCAGGCCCUGGGCAUCAGCCAUCACCCCCUCCACCAAAAACAAGACCUUUGAGGCUGCUCUGGGACCUUCUCAGCCCCCUAAGUCUGUUUUGUAAUGCCUGUGGUGCUCUCCCUCCGGACCUUUCCUCUUGGGGGUCGCCACACUUUGCUAACUCUUGUGUGCACAUAUUUUAUAACAGAGUAGCGAGGAAAUGGUGCCGCUCCAGCUUCCACAAGCUGCCCGGGCUCUGGGGGGGGCUCUGGGACAAUCGGGGCUGGGAAGUGACUGUGCUCUUAUUGUACACUCUUUAUUUCUCUGUAUCUCUGGCUUGUGCUCUUUGUAAUUAAUGGGAUUUGUCUGCCUUUUCAACACUAUCCUGAGCAAUAACAAUAAAUGCACACGUGGAAAUGCA
This is a messenger RNA of Zalophus californianus (California sea lion), 9166 nucleotides long. It is a transcript of the gene ATP2B2, whose product is annotated as ATPase plasma membrane Ca2+ transporting 2. Gene Ontology annotation, biological process: regulation of cytosolic calcium ion concentration; calcium ion transmembrane transport. NCBI's taxonomy places the organism in Eukaryota, Metazoa, Chordata, Mammalia, Carnivora, Otariidae. The transcript has 24 exons. Bases 463 to 4281 code for a protein of 1272 amino acids. Gene Ontology annotation, molecular function: PDZ domain binding; P-type calcium transporter activity; ATP binding. Gene Ontology annotation, cellular component: postsynaptic density membrane; intracellular membrane-bounded organelle. The record is from RefSeq and is a predicted model, not a curated record.